UAUGCAACCAUUAUAAUGCCAAUCCCCAAAAUAAUCUAUCAAAAAAGAUUCCUGUUUGCAUCAAUUCCAAAAAUUACUCUCUGAAUCACUCAAUCGCAAAUAAGCUAAAUAAAAUAAAGAAAAUAAUAGAACUAGUUUUCAAAUGAGAAGCUACAGCAAAUUAUUAUCACCUCCUCAUCGUUCUAUUCCUAUUCAUAAUUAACUCAAUCAAGACCUCAAAAAAACUCUUAAUAGAGUCAAAUCUAUGUUAGAUAAAGCCUAUCAAGAAAAUCUAACUUUAUAAACUGAAAAAAAAGAAUUACUAUAAAUAUUAUAAGAAUAAAACCAGCUAAUUGAAAAAUUAUAAUCAAAAAAAUCCUUGAGUCAACAUUACUGA
Molecule: messenger RNA, 376 nt
Organism: Paramecium sonneborni
Lineage: Eukaryota; Ciliophora; Oligohymenophorea; Peniculida; Parameciidae
Source: the annotation of a GenBank genome assembly